Molecule: messenger RNA, 2326 nt
Organism: Gryllus bimaculatus (two-spotted cricket)
Lineage: Eukaryota; Metazoa; Arthropoda; Insecta; Orthoptera; Gryllidae
Source: the annotation of a GenBank genome assembly
CGGCCCCCGGCGCCGCGCCGACGACGCCGACAAGGGGCUGUAAUCGCGCGCGCUCGCCGCUCCGGGCCGCCGGCCCCUGCAAGAGUCGCGCCUCAACACACACAUCGCGCUCGUGGUCUCAGCUCCGCCCGCGGCGACUGCCAGCCGCUGGCUGGGGGCGGUGCCUCGCCGCCGCCCUCGCCGGCGCCAGUCUGGCAGCGCCCCGUCCCCCUCCGACAGAGAACUCGCGAGCUGCUACGUCCAGCACUGAGCUUGAGUCCCGGUCGCCGACCGCGCGGGCGAGGGCGCGCACAACGGCGUCAAGUCGCCCCUGCGAGCCACUGCGCGUUGCGCAAGCGCCACCCGGCGGAACUUCGUUUGCAGGAGGGGGAGGGGCGAUGUAAGCGGAGGCGGUGGCGCGGCGGGCCGCGCCCAGAUGGCCCCGCGCGGCGGCGUCGUCGCGUCAGGCCCUCGACGAAGUCCGCGCGAAGCGAAGCCGUGCGCGACAAAGACACCGGAGCCGCAGCAAGAAGGCGCGCCCAGCGUGCGCGGCGUAGAGGACGCGGCGGGCGGGGCGGGCUGCGGCGCCGGGCCCGCGACCGGGCGGAGCCCCCGACCUCCGCCACCGCCACCGCCUCCACCGACUCCAGCAACUUCUCGGCGGCGUGGGAGGCCGCCAACUCCGUGCUGGAGGCGCGUCGGAGGAAGUUCGAGUCGUCGGUGCCCAUUGAGUCCUCCAACAAGAGGAUCCGCUUGAAGAAGCCUCCGCUCGCGGAGCCUGGCUGCGGCCGCCUCGAAGAGGAAGACAGGAACAGGGCGCCAUCCCAACCUGCUGCCGCGGCCGAGCCGCUGUUGAUGGCGACGGAUGAUCUCGAGGAAAUCCUGGACCUGGAGUUGGAGAAUGCCAUGCAGCUCUGGUCGGAUGAUGAAAGCAACUCUGACAACGAGGCAAGAUUCAAGUCUACUGAGAAAGUUGCUGCACCUACUGAAAUUCCCCGAAUUCGUGUAGUACCCCUGGCAAAACUUCAAGGUUUGGAUUCUGGAACAAAAGAGAAACCAGAGAAAGGAAAAUCAAGACCUGUUUCUGGUGAUGAACAAGAACAUUCACUUCAUACAUCUGUGCGAGAUGUUUCACGUAAAAGUUCCAGAAGUAGUCGUGGGCAGGAGCAACUGAGUUUGAAAGAGGACACCUUGGAAGCCCAGAUUUGUCCUCCAUCUGAUGCUCUCGAACUAGAUCAGAAGAGAUCAAAAAUUCGUGUGGCAGCUGCAGAUAACCUUGACGACUUAGAAGAAACUGGAGAUGGAAGCAAAGAUGGGGACCUGAGAGCUGAAUUAAGUCGGCGUAGAGCAGAAAGGCUCACGAUGGCUGGAUCGGUUCAUGAAACAUUACCUGCUCGCUUAGUACAAUCAGCAUUUAAAGAUGCAGUUGGAAAGAAAAAUUUUCGAAGGCUGGAUAGAGAAAGACAUGGAUCAUCCAAGAGACCUGAUUCUCAGAAAGGAACAGAAGCUGGAGAUGGACGACGUGUAUUGGUACUCAAAUCUUCUGCUGUUGAACAGCAAAUUCCUUCUAUAAGUGUUACAAUUCCUAAAGAGGAGAAGCACAAACGAGGAGGAUCCCCUGUGUCUGGAGGUAAGGUGCCCAUUCGCAUGAGACUGGGGCUGCCUGGAGGUGGGAGUAGCUUUCCUGAGGAGCGGGAGCGCCCUUCCGGGGGCCGAAGAAGAAGCAGCCGAAAGGUGAAACUCAAGCGCAAUGUGUUGUUGGCCUCGCCCGCCGGAGAAAAGGUUUAAUCAUGGAAUCUACCCUUAUGGAAAAAAAGUGGAAGAAAUAUCAAAAGUGAAAACAGCACUGAACAAAAGAGAAAAACAGAUACAUUAAAAAAAUAAAAAAAAGAAACUGAAAAAAUAACAUUAUAAACAGUUGAACUGUGAUUGUUACAAUUUAGUUAGCCAUGGAUUGACAAGUGAGUUGUGUUAUUGCAAUAUGUUAAAACUUAAUUGAAUUCCUUUGAAUAACUUUGUGUCAAAUAAAAUGUCUAGUCCUAGGCAGAAUUAACUAUAUCUGCAGUGAAUUUUGUAUUAUAAUUAGGUACUUAAUUAUGCAUUUCUCUUUGUGAUUUCUAUAAGGUCAUUCUGCAUAUUGUUGGUGCAGUUUUACGUUAUUUCCUUAGGAUGGUCUAAGGUACGGAUAGUAGCAUUUAUCUUGUAUGAAUAUUUGUAAAUAUAGUGAAUAAUUUUGUAUAGAAUUGUCAAUUGUAAAUUAUUCCUCUUGUACUUCAAAAUGGACCAUAUUUCUCAUGCCCAUAUCCCUUGUAUAUAUAUUUUGUAAAUAAACAUAUUUUUCAAUAUA